AUGGAGCCAUCACCCAAGCGGACGCGGCUGGAGCCGGACCUGAACGGGCAUGAGCCUCCACAGCCACUGUAUCAAACGGCCUACCUGGACGCUGCUCCGACGAUCGGCAUUGGAUUCUAUCAUGUUACCUGCGUCAACCUAGCCGCAGCCCCACAGCAACUUGAACUGAAACUAAGGUUUGUGCUCAGUCAUCUCAAUGCACGUGGCUACGUGCGCCGAUGUCCACCGGUGCCCCUGAGCAUCGCUGCCAAGCUUCGAGAUGCCAAGCGACAAGGCCAGGACUGUCACAUUCCAGGCGAUCUGCUGGCAAGCAACGUGCCAGCCCGUGCCUUGUCCGAUCCUCGUUAUUGGUUCUCCAUCCCGGGGGUUCUCAAGCUCGUGGAAAACUCGGGCUAUCGUGCCGCCUCGCAGCCUCGCAAUAUCGACGUCACCUUGCACGAGUACCAGCUGCAGACCUUGGCAUGGAUGAUUGACCAAGAAAAGGAUCCCCUGGGGCUCAACGGGCGCUUUUGGGAGCAACAUGUCAUUUUGAGGCCCAACAAGCCUUGGUGUCGCAUCGGGCCACAAGUUCAUUCCUUUUGGCAGAGUGAGGUGACCGAGCAUUGGAAUAACUUUGAUGAAGAUGUGCUGAAAACCGUUCAAACCUUGUUAGGACACAUCAUGAUGCGCCACUCCAAAUCACAAACCGUCAACGGUCGUCCCAUCAUUACCCUUCCACGGCGCACCGUUGUUGAGGUGCCUUUGGUUUACAUGACCAGCUCAGAGGAGUACGUGUACAAGUAUCUCGAGGAGCGUGUGAUUCAACUCUGUCGACAGCCCCACAGUGGGCGCAAUUUGCUCGUCGCCUUCAAUCGAUUGCUGCUGUUCUGUUCUCAUGCAGCCAACAUCAACUUGCGCCAAUUUGGGAUGGACUUGGGCGUGGCCAAGCAGAGCGAGCGUCGCUUUCGCCUCGUGUCUGAGCUGGCCCAGCAUACCGGCCUGGACAACGUCUUGCUCAAUACCUUAUUGAACAACAACGACUGGUCACCGGCACGGGCGCUCGAGGCAGCUGGAUACACACGUGAACAAGCCAGUAACAUUCUUACCAGAUUAUCCAACGUUUAUACGGAGCUAUCACAAAUGAUGACCCCUGCCACGUUUCUGCGUACCGUGGCCCCCCACGCCACGGCAUCAGCAAGCAACGCCCUUGAGAUGAUCGGGCAUCUGCGUGAUGGAUCUGUCCCCGUGUCGUUGGACAUCGACUUUGAUGCGCCGUACCACAAGACAGCUGUGGUAGUGACCGAGCCAAGCGGGCGUAUCUUGGACUCGCAAGAAGCACAAUUGUGGCAGCCUGAUGAAAGCUUUGUGCUCAAGCUGCGGCAUCGCGCUGAUGUCGCACGCGCUCUUCCCGGAGCCAAAGUGACUCAAGCGGUGGCCAUCAUGAAUAAGGUCCUUGCUCAAGAUCCAAGGACGAAAUUUGUCGUGUUUGCUUCGGUACGGUCGCUUGCGUUUGACCUGAUGCACUUGGAGACCUUUCGUCAAUUCUUUUGGGAGUGCAUCAGUCGGCUUGAGCCACCUUUAGAGCCUUCACAGCUUGAAGAUUACUUGAUAGAUGGGGCCACGACCGCUGCAAAUCGCAGCCAUCUACUUCAUGAAUUCAAGACGGCUGAGGACAUGCCUUUUCUUCUACUAUCCACAAAAGCCAACAAUGCAGGCUUGACACUCACCGUUGCAAACCACAUCAUCAUGCUGGAUGCCAUCCUCUCUCCAGGCGUUGAGGCCCAGCUCAUCAAUCGCGUGCAUCGAAUCGGGCAGUCGCGACCUGUCACUAUUCACAAGUACGUGGAUAUCAAGCCGUAUAUUCAAGGCUGA
Molecule: messenger RNA, 1851 nt
Organism: Monosiga brevicollis MX1
Lineage: Eukaryota; Choanoflagellata; Craspedida; Salpingoecidae
Exons: 10
Coding region: 1-1851 (616 amino acids)
Source: RefSeq, a predicted model, not a curated record